Molecule: messenger RNA, 1373 nt
Organism: Hyaena hyaena (striped hyena)
Lineage: Eukaryota; Metazoa; Chordata; Mammalia; Carnivora; Hyaenidae
Gene: TSSK4
Product: testis specific serine kinase 4
Exons: 4
Coding region: 290-1306 (338 amino acids)
Biological process (GO): intracellular signal transduction; protein phosphorylation; microtubule cytoskeleton organization
Cellular component (GO): cytoplasm
Molecular function (GO): tau-protein kinase activity; protein serine/threonine kinase activity; ATP binding
Source: RefSeq, a predicted model, not a curated record
UGGUGGAAAGAAGGUGAAUUGUGAUGUAUGUGGAACAUGGGAAACUGGGGAGUUCCGUAACCAGGAGGAGAAAGAAGUAACAACAGCUAGUGGAGACAAAAAGAACUGCUUCUCCCUUCUUCCCCCUCCACGUUUCCAGUGAGAGUUGAGCCCAGCAUCCCAGACUUGUGUGACUAUAUAGGCAAGCUUUCAAAGACUAACUACUUUGGUACCCUAGCCCUCAUGGCUUUCUGAGCAGAUAAUAGGCUUUUAAGUAGCAAAGCUCCCUGCUCUCAGCAAGCCCAACACCAUGGGGAAAGGAGACACCUUGCAGGUAGCACCAACCACCUCAGCCUACCGCUCUGUCAUGGAGGAGUAUGGUUAUGAGGUGGGCAAGGUCAUUGGCAAUGGCUCCUAUGGGAUGGUUUAUGAGGCUUACUACACAAAGCAGAAGGUCACGGUGGCUGUCAAGAUCAUCUCAAAGAAGAAGGCCUCUGAGGAUUAUCUUAACAAGUUCCUGCCCCGUGAGAUACAGGUAAUGAAGAUCCUGCGGCACAAGUACCUCAUCAACUUCUAUCAGGCCAUCGAAACCACAUCCCGAGUAUACAUCAUUCUGGAGCUGGCCGAGGGUGGUGACGUCCUUGAAUGGAUCCAGCGUUACGGGGCUUGCUCUGAGCCCCUUGCUGGCAAGUGGUUCUCCCAGAUGACCCUGGGCAUCGCCUACCUGCACAGCAAGGGCAUCGUGCACCGCCUGACUCCCAGCCUUUCUGCUGCUGGUAGGGACUUAAAGUUGGAGAACCUGUUGCUGGACAAGCGGGAGAACGUGAAGAUAUCGGACUUUGGCUUCGCCAAGAUGGUGACUUCUAACCAGACUGUGCGUAGUAGCGCUUCUUACCGCCAAGUGAACUGCUUUGCCCACCUCAGCCAGACCUACUGUGGCAGCUUUGCUUAUGCCUGCCCGGAGAUCUUGCUGGGCUUGCCCUACAACCCUUUCCUGUCUGACACCUGGAGCAUGGGCAUCAUCCUCUACACUCUAGUGGUCGCCCGGCUGCCCUUUGAUGACACCAAUCUCAAGAAGCUGCUGAAAGAGACGCAAAAGGAGGUCACUUUUCCAUCUAACUACUCCAUCUCCCAGGAGUGCAAGAACCUGGUCCUCCAGACGCUAUGCCAAGCCACCAAGCGUGCCACCAUCCUGGACAUCAUCAAGGAUCCUUGGGUGCUCAAGUUCCAGCCUGAGCAACCCACCCAUGAGAUCAGGCUGCUUGAGGCCAUGUGCAAACCCCCCCGCACUGCUAAUCGGCACCAGUCCUUGGAAAUCAAUACCUAAAAGUGGUUGAAGGAGGGGGUUAAGAGAGGAGUGAAGCAGGAGGGUCUGGGGCUAACAAUCUUUUAUA